Aureobasidium pullulans EXF-150 is the source of this 1482-nucleotide messenger RNA. Its product is annotated as mevalonate kinase. Gene Ontology annotation, molecular function: mevalonate kinase activity; ATP binding. The coding region runs from base 1 to 1482 and encodes 493 amino acids. Gene Ontology annotation, biological process: ergosterol biosynthetic process; isoprenoid biosynthetic process. The transcript has 2 exons. Gene Ontology annotation, cellular component: cytoplasm. The record is from RefSeq and is a predicted model, not a curated record. NCBI's taxonomy places the organism in Eukaryota, Fungi, Ascomycota, Dothideomycetes, Dothideales, Saccotheciaceae.
AUGAACUCGUCCAGCAGCGACUCGGACUCUCCCACACGACGCCGUAGCGAUCCACGACCAGCAUACAAACGCAAGAUGUCGACUCCAUUGGCUCCUCCCUUUAUGGUCUCUGCGCCUGGAAAGGUCAUUGUCUAUGGCGAACAUGCUGUCGUCCACGGAAAGGCUGCUAUGGCUGCUGCCAUCUCACUCCGCUCCUACAUGCUCGUCACAACACUCUCCAAGUCGCGCCGUACCAUAACCUUGCGCUUCCGCGACAUCGACCUCGAUCACACAUGGGACAUUGACACUCUCCCUUGGGAUGCCUUCUCUCACCCCGAUCGCAAGAAGCGCUACUACGACCUUGUCACUCAACUCGAUCCUGUUCUUGUGGACGCCAUGAAACCGCACAUCCUCAACGUCUCUCCUCACAUCCCGCUUCAAGAGCAAAAGAUCCACCAGGCCGCAGCAUCCUCCUUCCUCUACCUUUUCCUUUCUCUAGGCAACAAGUCUUCGCCUGCCACCAUUUAUACUUUACGUUCUACGAUACCCAUCGGCGCCGGCCUCGGUUCCAGCGCCAGCAUUUCUGUUUGCAUAGCUACCGCUCUUUUAAUCCAGGCCCGCGCCCUUUCUGGCCCUCACCCUGAUCAGAUGCCCGAAGAGGCUGAGAAGCAACUCGAGCGAAUCAACCAAUGGUCGUUUGUCGGCGAGAUGCUCAUUCAUGGCAACCCUUCAGGAGUCGACAAUACCGUUGCGUCGGGCGGCAAGGCUGUCCUGUUCAAGCGCGCAGACUAUGCGAAGCCUCCGCUAGUCUUACCAUUGCGAAACUUCCCAGAGCUUCCGCUACUUCUUGUGGACACGAAACAAGCAAAGAGUACUGCUGCAGAGGUCGCAAAGGUGGCACGACUGAAGAAGACGCAACCCAAGAUCGCAAACCAUAUCCUGGAUGCUAUAGACAACGUCACCGAAUCCGCGCACGCCUUGAUUACCAGCCCCGACUUUGACCCCAAGGACCCCUCAGCACUUACUCAACUAGGCGAAUUGGUCUCAAUCAACCAUGGUCUUUUGGUCAGUCUUGGAGUCUCACAUCCUAAACUCGAGCGUUUGCGCCAGCUAGUAGACAACGCAGGAGCUGGAUGGACUAAACUCACUGGUGCAGGUGGAGGUGGCUGUGCCUUCACCCUUCUCAAGCCGGAUUUGCCUUCGGUUGGCGAAGAGAUGCCAGUAGCCGAAACAGUAAACUCACAAGCUGAAACGCUAGCAAGACUGGAAAAGGAGCUUGAGAAGGAAGGCUUUGAGAAGUACGAGACGACACUCGGCGGUGAUGGUGUUGGUGUUUUAUGGCCUGCCGUGCUUGACAAUGGAAGCGACGAACUCGGAGGCGAGGAAAUCGACUCGGACAAAUUCGAAGCAGUCGAAGGCAGAGAAGGCGUCGAGAAACUGGUCGGAGUCACGGGCGGAGUUCACGGAGGCGUACGAGAGGGUUGGAAGUUCUGGAGGAUAUGA